AGGUUCACAGGUUGCCGAUACAUAGUUCCACAAAAUAUUAACUUUUUUUUGUGCUGUCAUUAAUAAAAUAAUAAUUAUUAUUGUUAUUAUUAAUAUUACAUCAACCAUUUUUAUUUUUUAAUUUCAACAAAUUCAAUUUUUAAACGUAUGUUAAUUGUCAAAUAAUAUUAUUUUGAUAAUUAAAUUUUUAAAUUGACAAUUUAAUAAAAAAACAAAUAAUUAUUUAUGACUGAAAAAUAAUAAGUCAUUAUGAUUUCAAUAAAAUUAAGUUUGUGUUGUUUAGUUAUAAUAUGUGCACUAGGUUGUAAUGUUGUCUCUGGUGAUGAUGAUGAUGAAGUUACAUUGACAAAGUUUGGAACAAACAUUGGACCAACAAUAAAAUUCUUUUACUGUUAUUCAUGUGGUUAUAAAAGAGUAUUUCAAGAAUAUGUUACAAUUCUUGAACAAAAAUAUCCAGAGUUACAAAUUUAUGGACAAAAUUAUGACCCAUCUGGUUACAAUAUGUACUUUGCAAAAUUCUUGGGAACAGCUAAAAUAAUUGUUAUACUUUUAAUAAUAACUGGAAUAAAUAUUGCUCAAUGGAUUGGACAACCACAGCCAUUCUGGUGGGAAUGGUCUUUGAAUAAUAAAUUUUAUUCAUGUUUAAUGAUAUUUUUUGUUUGUAAUGCCAUUGAAGGUCAAUUGAUAUCAUCGGGAGCUUUUGAAAUUCAUUUCAAUGAUGUACCAGUAUGGUCAAAACUUGAAACUGGACGUGUACCACAACCACCAGAAUUAUUUCAAAUAAUUGACAAUCAUAUUCAAAUGUUAUAUCCAAAACAUGAAUCAUUGGAAAUGAAUUUUAAUAAUAAUUAAAUUAGUUUAAUCAUCAAAUUCAUACAACAAGAAUUAAUGAGAAAUAAGAAACAACAAAGUCACAUAAACAUGUUUACAUUAAUUGUGAUUACUUUAUUACUGAGAUUAUUUAAUUAAAAGAUAAAAAUGUAAAAAGAUUCUUCAGUGUAGGUUUAUUAUAAUGUUUAUAUAAAAUUAGUUUUUGCAUUAUAUUAAUUGAUAAACAAAAAAACAUGUUUAAAGAUUGAAUGAGUUUUUUUUUUUUUUUUUAGUUACUUUUAAUUGAUAUUAUUAGCUUUCUUUUUAUUUGUUACUUCAAUGAUAAUUCUUGUAAUUUUAUUAUCUAAAUUACUUGAGUAAAUGGGUUUGUAAAUAAUGAAUUUAUAAAUGUUUCAUAAUAAAAAAUUUCCAUCAACUGAAGAAUCAAUAACAUUUUUAUUAAAAUAAUCAUUAAAAUAUGUGAAUUAUAAUAAUAAAAAUUUUAACAUCUUAUUUUAUUGUUACAUAAUUAUUUAAUUAUAUUUUUUUAUUUAUUUUUAAAAACAGUAAUUAAAUUUACGCGCGUUCUAUUUAUUAAUAAUGUCAGAUGUCACUGAUGUUGUUUUUAAAAAUGGCCGAUUAUAUAUUUGUGUCUGACAACGUGAUAAGUGAUUAAUUCAAGAUUAAUUGAUUAAAAACAAUCUAAAGAAAUUAAAAUAACAACAAACAACAGCUCAAG
Aphidius gifuensis is the source of this 1549-nucleotide messenger RNA. RefSeq names its product thioredoxin reductase-like selenoprotein T homolog CG3887 (gene SelT). The coding region runs from base 250 to 852 and encodes 200 amino acids. Lineage: Eukaryota; Metazoa; Arthropoda; Insecta; Hymenoptera; Braconidae. Gene Ontology annotation, biological process: cell redox homeostasis. The record is from RefSeq and is a predicted model, not a curated record. Gene Ontology annotation, molecular function: thioredoxin-disulfide reductase (NADPH) activity. Gene Ontology annotation, cellular component: endoplasmic reticulum membrane. The transcript is spliced from 4 exons.